AUUUCAGUUCCAAUGGGCGCAGGUGUAUCCGGUGAACCGGUAUACUUAACCCGUUCAACAAUGCUCAUAAGUCAUACACCAAUGGCUCACCCACCACAAUCAACUCAAUGCACAUUUCGACGGCAAUCUACAAUUAUAUCAGUGCCACCUGGCUCGUCUGGCGGUGGAAUAUCAUCACAACUCGCGUUUCCAAUACAAUUAUAUCCGAAUAAUGUGUAUAAUAAUCAUGGUUAUAGUGCUCAUGUUACUGGUUUUGAGGCUCACCCAUCGCCGCCAUCAACUGCUCAACAUCACAACUCUACCAUGUCAUCACUUCCCCCUCGUCGACCAUCUGCUCCUUCCGAAGAAACACCUCCGCCAUAUUCAUCAAUUUAUCCAACUUUGACAAAUCAGGCACACUGAAUUACAACUAUUUUAUCUAAUUUUUCAAAAUAAUAUCUAAAUUUUACACAUCAUUGUCUUUUCUUUUUGUACCUUAAAAUCUCAGUGGAAGAAAAAAUAAAUAAUUUGUUUU
Molecule: messenger RNA, 514 nt
Organism: Caenorhabditis elegans
Lineage: Eukaryota; Metazoa; Nematoda; Chromadorea; Rhabditida; Rhabditidae
Gene: Y57G11B.6
Product: TORC_M domain-containing protein
Exons: 2
Coding region: 13-402 (129 amino acids)
Source: RefSeq, marked reviewed